Molecule: messenger RNA, 1989 nt
Organism: Glarea lozoyensis ATCC 20868
Lineage: Eukaryota; Fungi; Ascomycota; Leotiomycetes; Helotiales; Helotiaceae
Product: Galactose mutarotase-like protein
Exons: 5
Coding region: 1-1989 (662 amino acids)
Biological process (GO): carbohydrate metabolic process
Molecular function (GO): catalytic activity; carbohydrate binding
Source: RefSeq, a predicted model, not a curated record
AUGUCGUGGACAAAAAGUGCGUCACGGUUGGUGGUCGCAUUAGGUCUCGUCUCUCAGGCGUCGGCGUUUUUGAAUGCCACAGAGACUUCGACUCAGUUGACUCUUGCAAAUGAUAGAUUCUCCGCCACUUUGAGCAAGUCCGGUGGUGCGAUUAAGCAAAUGUUCUUGGACGGACAAGAUCUGUUAGGAACGGGAUCAACAUAUCUCGAUUGCUACUGUACUCCUUCUGGAUUCUAUACUCCUGGUUCAAAAAGUCCCACAUACAAGCUUCUGAAGGGAGUGGAUUCCACCAAAACGCCAUGGGGAGGAAUGGUCCUAAGUGAGGUCUACGCUCCCACUGGUCAGAUGCUUGAGCAGUACUGGUUCUUGCGAGAAGGCGAAACAGGAUUACACUCAUUUAGUCGACUGGCAUACUACAACAAGACUACACCAUUUCUUCGAAAUCUUCAGGAAUUUCGAACACUGUUUCGACCCAGCACCCCACUGUGGACUGAUCUAAUCACGAACGAAAUUCAAUAUGCUCCGCUUCCAUCGAAGAACGCUACCGCCGCCCAGGUUGUUGUUCAGGAUGCCACCUGGUAUCUCGGCAAGACACCUAAUGAUCCGUAUGUUGUACAGCAGUCCGAUUAUUUUACCAAAUACACCUUUGCGGACACAUGGAGAGAUCACAGCGUCCAUGGUAUGUAUGCAGAUGGUUCACAGAGUAAGGAUGGAUCUACCUUCGGUUCGUGGCUUGUCAUGAAUACCAAAGAUACAUAUUUCGGUGGUCCUCUGCAUUCAGAUCUCGUCGUUGACGGUAUUGUAUAUAAUUACAUUGUGUCGAACCAUCACGGUGAUGGAACUCCUAACAUCACAGAUGGAUUUGACCGUACCUUUGGACCUUUCUUCUACUAUUUCAACAAAGGUGCUCCAACAGCAUCGAUGGCUGAUCUUCGCAAAGAUGCGCUCAAAUACUACUCGCCAACCUGGAACACAGCUUUCUAUGAUUCCAUCGCCCAAUACGUGCCCAACUACGUUCCAUCUUCCGGUCGAGCAACAUGGAAGGGCAAAAUCAAUCUCCCAAAAGGAGCCAAGAAACCAAUCGCAGUACUCGCCCAAAACCGCGUUGAUUUUCAGGAUAAUGCAGAAGACACGAAGGCAUACCAAUACUGGGCCGAUGUGGACCCCAAGAGUGGUGAGGUGUCCAUCCCAUCUGUGAAAGCUGGCACAUACCGCUUGACGGUUUAUGCCGAGGGUAUUUUCGGCCAGUUUACACAGGAUGAUAUCAAAAUUGAAGCCGGAAAAACGCGCACCACAAAAGCCAAAUGGUCAGAAGAGAGUGCGGGGACAGAAAUCUGGCGAAUUGGUACUCCAGAUAAGAGCAGCGGAGAAUACAAACAUGGUUACGAGAGAGAGCCAUCAAAGACAUUACACCCAGAACAAUACCGCAACUACUGGGCUGUCCACGACUUUCCGAAUGACUUCCCAGAAGGCGUUACAUUUGAAGUUGGCAAGAGCAAGGAGGUUGAAGACUUUAACUAUGUCCACUGGAGCGUCUUUGGUGGAUAUGGCAACUCCAUCCGAACCACACCGUAUUGGGAAAAUGUCAACAAUUGGACUGUUCUGUUUGACAUGAAGAAGAAGCAAUUCCACAAGAAAGACAAAGCCACGCUGACUAUCCAAUUGGCCGGUGCUAAAACGGCGGCGGGUAAUACGGAUAUCUAUAAUGCAUCUGAACCGUAUUCGAACUUACCAUACACAGUUGUAGUUAAUGGCAAGGAGCUAAAACCGUGGAUUAUUCCAUACUACCAAAGCAGCUCUUGUGCGGUUCGAUCCGAAGUUAUCUGCUAUAAUCUCGCUCACAAAUUCGCGUUUGACCCAGAGAUACUGAAAGAUGGAAAGAAUGAGAUGAUUCUGAGUUUGCCGCCUAAUGCUACGAAUUAUGAGAGUGCGCUGUUGACGCAGAGUACAUAUGUACAGUAUGAUGCUUUACGACUUGAGAUUGAUUAA